Molecule: messenger RNA, 654 nt
Organism: Durio zibethinus
Lineage: Eukaryota; Viridiplantae; Streptophyta; Magnoliopsida; Malvales; Malvaceae
Source: RefSeq, a predicted model, not a curated record
AUUGUGUGAACUGUAGAAGGGAGAGAAAUGAUACUACUAUAAUUAGUAGGAUAAAUAUCACAUGACUUUGUAUUGUUUUCAUCCAAAUUUCUUCUCAACCAAGGACAUGCCAUCUCUAAUUGGUUAGCAGCGUCCUGGAUGUAUAUGUCAUUGACAUCAUGAAGGCAUAUACAUUUGUGAGUGAUUCUUCCAAAGAUAAUUUUUGGAUAGGGGGAAGCGAUGAACAUUUUACCUGAAGAUCACUUCAGACUGAAGCUUUCAGAAUUGAAGGACAUUGGAUUGCAGUGGACAUAUCGGUUGCUGAUAUUUGGUUUCAAACCUGACUUCCUUGACAUUAUAAAAAAAAAUUCAGGUUUAUUUAAGGUAAUGACUCCCCUUAACUUCAACCACCUCAAUCUGAGCCUGCCCUUGCCGAUGUCAGAGAAGACAAGUGCAAAUACCGACGUUUGCUUCUGGUUCACACCAUUUGGUUUUGGUUGGAAUCAGGGCUAUAUUGGGUUGGGUUUUUUGGGGGAAAGAUCGGAGAAAGCAAGAGUAAUCGCUAAAAAGCAAAAAGCAAGAAAACUGCGAAAGCAGCAGCAGAGAAAGCACGAGAGACGACGGAAAGGCUUAGACUUCAUCAAUUUUUAAUAUUUUAAAUAUUGAGCGCGAAUC